AUGGCUAGUGAGGAGAGUUUCCUAGUUCUGGUACAUUACAGAGGGUCGAUUAAGAGAAAAACUCGGUCCGGCGUGAAGUUCACUGAUAAGGAUCCCCUAUGUAUUAUCGUGACGCCAACAACCACCUACGAUGCUCUUGUUAGCUCUGUGCUGGAGAAGCUUGGUCUUGAAGGAGUUAAAAGGGUCAAGAAGUUUUUCUACCGCAUUCCAACAGCGGUGCUCCAUGACACCGUGAAGUUUGAUUGUUUCACAAUCGGUAGUGACGAGGACUUGCAGGUUAUGUUUCUUUCUCGUAGGCAGUUUCCCGAGGUAAGGACACCAGAGCUGUUGGCAAAGUUGGUUGAUGUGGUAUCUAGCUCGGGUGGUUCGAACCGGAAUGCCAAUACUAUAGUCGCGGUUGCCGGCUCGAGCUCGAGACCUGCUGUUGCUUCAUCCUCUGCUCCUGUGUAUGAGCCACCGAUGCAGCCUGUUGCGUCCCCUUCGUUUGCCGUUGAUCUGAGCGGCAAUGUUGGAGACGAUGUUCGGUAUGGGGAACAUAUUCCCACCGAGGUACAUUGUCCCACACCGGCUGGUGUUGGUGAUGGUUUGUUUGAUGAUCCAGAUGACGAUGAGGUGGAGCCGGAUAUGAUCGCUGAUGAAAGCGGAGAUGAUGUUGGAACUACUGUUCCGACAAGGGCUACAGGUGGAUGUAGUUCUGGCACACAGCAGUAUCCACCCCAUUUUUCCUCAUUGGACCUGGAUGCCAUGCGGCAGGACGACAAUGCUCUGCAGGCCUCAGGAUUUGGUGCUAGAGAUACCGAGGGGUCUGCCGAUAUGAACGAGUUCCAGGUUGGCCAACAGUUUCAGGAUAAAGAUGAGGCGCUGUUGAGUGUGAAGACGUACAGUAUUGACAAACCCCAUUUGUAG
Messenger RNA from Arachis duranensis, 906 nucleotides. RefSeq lists its product as uncharacterized. The transcript has a single exon. NCBI's taxonomy places the organism in Eukaryota, Viridiplantae, Streptophyta, Magnoliopsida, Fabales, Fabaceae. The record is from RefSeq and is a predicted model, not a curated record. The coding region runs from base 1 to 906 and encodes 301 amino acids.